AUGCCUGAAGAAACCGUGAAUGUAGCUGCGCUGGGUCGACCUUUCACCCUGGGGAUGCUGUAUGACGCUCGGCAGGAUAAACUAAUCCCAGGUUUCAACUUGUUGGAUCACAAAACUCUACAAGAGAACACAACUGAAACCCCUAAUCCCAGCAGUGAGUUUCAGAUUACAGCAUCUGACUCCAUUGAAUCUAAGUCUUUUUUGCUGGAUGUUGAUGCUUCUCUGAAGGUCAGUUUCAUGAGUGGACUGAUUGAAGUUGGAGGAUCUGCCAAGUACCUGAAUGACCAGAAGAAAUCCAAGAAUCAGAGCAGAGUGACGUUUCAGUACAAAACUACCACCAAGUUCAAGCAGUUGUCAUUGACUUCUCUUGGAAACACACAAAAAUCAGAUGUUAUUAAGAAAGGUCUUGCAACACACGUGGUCACUGGCAUCCUUUAUGGAGCAAAUGCUUUCUUUGUAUUUGACAGUGAGAAGUUAGACACUAGCAGUGUUCAGGAGAUCCAGGGCAGCAUGAAAGCUGUGGUAGAGAUGAUUCCAUCAUUUGAUGUUGGGGGGAAAGUUUCGAUCAAGCUGACUGAAAAAGAAAAAGACCUAACAAAAAGAUUCUCCUGCAAAUUCUUCGGGGAUCUCAUUCUUGAAAGCAACCCUGCAACAUUUGAAGAGGCAGUGAAGACCUAUGUAGAGCUUCCAAAGCUACUGGGAGAAAAUAGAGAGAAUGCUGUUCCACUGAAGGUCUGGAUGAUGCCGCUGAAGAAUUUUCAUUCCAAAGCUGCUGAGUCAAAGGGUGAGAUCAGCAGUGUAAUAUUGAAGAAAGCUGAAGAUACUCUAGAAGAUCUUAGGCAGAUAGCAAUGAGAUGCAACGAUUGUCUGGCAGACACAGUGUCAAAGAACUUUCCAAAGAUUCACAAAAAUCUGAGAAGUUUCCAAACACAGUGUAAUAAUUACACAUCUGCACUUCAGCAGGCCAUGGCGAAGACACUUCCCUCCAUCCGUGAAGGCAAAGAAGAUGAGAGCUCACUGAUGAAACUCUUGGAAGACAGAGACAAGUCACCGUUCAGUCAUGAAAAAUUAAGCAAGUGGCUGGAUCACAAAGAGAGAGAGAUCAAUGUCAUUAGGUCCUGUGUAGACAUGAUGGAGGGAACAAACACAAAGAUAGUUCCAAAUCAGUCAGAGUUGGAUAGAGAGGUUCUUGCUCCAGAUGUAGAAGAUACUCUGUGCUUUGUCUUCACCUCUGUGGAAAGUGAUGACCCCUGGCUUAAUGUGAUGACUACACACUACUGCUCAAAUGAAGUGUUCACCAAAAUGAGAAAUAAAGCCAAAGCUUUCCAUGAUCUUGCCAAACUUCUCAAGAACAGCAGCAGUGUCCGUUUCCUUGCAACGGCCAUAGCAAAUGAGAAACACGAAGGAGCGACCAUCUACCAUUACAAGGAGGGCAUUCUGGUCAAUGAGGAUUUUUCAAAGCCUGCCGUCCCUCCUGUGGAGAAGAUCACAGACAAAAGUGCUUUAAUGUGGUAUGCCUGUGAUCUCUCCCUGGACCCAAACACAGUAAACAACAACCUUAUUCUAUCUGAUGACAACAAGAAAGUGGCACGAGGAGCAGAGCAGGACUAUCCUUAUCACCCAGAGAGGUUUGAGGUUUCCUAUCAGGUGUUGUGCAGAGAGGGGCUGACUGGGCACCAUUACUGGGAGGUAGAAAUGAGUAAUGGUUAUAAAGAAGAUAAAGCUAUAGGUGUCGCAUACAACCAAGUUGUCAGGAAAAACGAUGGUAACAAAUUUUUAGGAACUAAUGAUAAGUCAUGGUGUUUUGGUGUCAAUAUGGGUCGAAAUGUACCAGCACUUUUUUCAGGGCAUGACGGAGCGUUUUACCAUUACCCUCUUCCCUCUACUGUCGUUAAACGUGUCGGAGUGUAUCUGGACUGGCCUGGUGGCACUCUGUCCUUUUACAAUGUCUCCUCUAACAAACUGAGUCACUUCUACACCCACACAGCUAAGUUCGCACAGCCUCUUUACCCUGGCUGCUACAUUCACGGUGAAACUGGCUCUCUGUUCUUUUGCCCUGUUGACUAA
Molecule: messenger RNA, 2067 nt
Organism: Scomber japonicus (chub mackerel)
Lineage: Eukaryota; Metazoa; Chordata; Actinopteri; Scombriformes; Scombridae
Product: neoverrucotoxin subunit alpha-like
Exons: 3
Coding region: 1-2067 (688 amino acids)
Molecular function (GO): protein binding
Source: RefSeq, a predicted model, not a curated record